UCGCGUCAAGUUCGUUCGCGUUUUGGCCGACGCAUCAAACCAACAUCGGAGGUGGAAGAUUAUUACCCACUGACAAUCCGAGAAGUGAAUAUCGAUAUCGACUGUAAAAUUAUUGCUGUUAUCACCGACUGCGAUCUGCAAUCACCAGUUUUUGAGAACCCGAAACGGUUGGUUUACUUACUGGAACAUUAG
This is a messenger RNA of Gongylonema pulchrum, 192 nucleotides long. The record is from the annotation of a GenBank genome assembly. Lineage: Eukaryota; Metazoa; Nematoda; Chromadorea; Rhabditida; Gongylonematidae.